CCUCAACUUCAAUUCCCGCAGUGAAAGUCAACAAAGAAAUUUCAACCUCGACCGAAUUUGAAAAACACAGCCGAAUGAAUGUACUGGAUAUGCCAUCUUGGCACACAUUCAAGAUGAAAUCCGCACUCGUCGCUUUAUGCUCUUUGCUUCUUCCAAGUCUGGCUUACGCAGCUGACGGAAAUCUCACCAUCACCUUCUUCCCCAGCAGUACCGUCAACAACACAUCCAAAUCCUCCAACCCCACCUGUCCCUCGGCCGACAACCCCCAAUCAUCCGCCCUCACCCUAACCACAGCCUCAACCCCCUACACCUACACCUGCUUCAACCUCUCCAGCAUCUUCUCCCCACCCAACGGCUCGCAACCACUCACCUCAGUUUUCAUCCCCAUCAACGGCUAUCAACCCGGCCAAGGCGCCUCCAACAUAACCCCCUACCCCGGACAAACCCUCGUCCUCGGCGCAAACUACACGAUCCUCACCCCACCCACCUUCUACUCCCCAUCCAACAACUACACCACGGUACAAAUCUCCCUCAGCAACCUCACCAGCGAGCAAGCCAUCCCAGGCAAGGCGUCAGGUCGUAGAAUCAACGUGUAUUCGCUGCCGGACUGCCAGCAGGUGAGUAGCGAGAAUGGAGGGAACGAUCCGUAUGAGGCGCAUCCGUGGUAUUUGAAGAGCUGUCAGACGGAUGAGAGUGGGGAUUGUAGGGUUGUGGAGAAGGGGAUACUGAGUUUUUCAAUUCAGGAGGAUGGGACGGGGAGGAAGUGUGAUCAGUGGGCGUUCUUGGGAGCUGGGUUGGGGAUGGGAGAGGGGAGAUUGGGUGUGAGGUGGUUGGUGGGAGUGGUGGGAAUGGUUGUGGGGUGGAUUAUGUUGUGAGGUGGAAUGGAUAGAGAUUUGCUCUACUCUGCUAAGACUUUGCUGCUAGAAGGAUUUUGGAGUCGGAAGAAGGCCAAGUUUGGUACCCGCGGUUCUCUUUUUCUUGCUCCCCGUAAUCUAUACAGGCGACAACAACUCUCAGCAGGACCUAUCUGUGAUGCUUCUCUGCACUAUUCUGUAUUUCCUCUAUAAAUCUCAUAGCAUUCACAUUAAAUACCCAUUCAGCUUCAAC
Cadophora gregata is the source of this 1107-nucleotide messenger RNA. RefSeq lists its product as uncharacterized. Lineage: Eukaryota; Fungi; Ascomycota; Leotiomycetes; Helotiales; Ploettnerulaceae. Bases 75 to 875 code for a protein of 266 amino acids. The record is from RefSeq and is a predicted model, not a curated record. The transcript is spliced from 2 exons.